AUGGUUGUAGUCUUCAGACAUAUUGGACCAGUGGCCUGGGCCAGUGACAGGUUGAAAAUGUCAGUGAAGACUUGCACCAGUUGGUCAGCACAACUCCUGAGCACACGUCUGGGUGUGCCAUCAGGGCCAGCUGACUUACGUGGAUCUACUCUGCUCAGUGCUGAGUGUACCUCUGUUGUGGAGAGUGAUAUUGGAAGAUCAGCCAUGGAGGAGUCAUCAUUCCUGGUGUGUAUGACGCCCUGGUCAAAUGUGACAGAGGUUUUUGUACGAUGGCUUCAUAGGAAUGUAUCACUGUGGUGGACUUUUGGUGGAGGAACCAAACUCAUUAUGAAAACUGGUCCGAUGGUGAAGCCCUCCGUGUCUCUGCUCCCUCCCUCCUCUCUGCAGCGCUCUGAGGGAACGGCCUCACUGCUCUGCCUGCUCUCGGCCUAUUCUCCACAGGGGGCGCUGCUGAGCUGGACCGUGGAUGGUGCUGAGGUAAAUGAAGGGGUUCUGACCAGCACAGAAGAACAGAAGAACGGCGUCUACAGCCGCAGCAGCACCCUGACCCUCAGCAAAGAACGCUGGGAGGAGGCUGAGGUGUUCGGCUGUACCGUCUCCCACCACGACACCACUCAGGUCGCCUCGUUCCGAAAGAGCCGCUGUGAAGUCCACUAGAAUUCAAGUGUACACUUUAAACCAUGCUUAGCAGUCUGAGGUGAUGUCAGUGGUGUAGCUCUGCUGAAAUAAA
This is a messenger RNA of Hemibagrus wyckioides, 730 nucleotides long. Its product is annotated as immunoglobulin kappa light chain-like. The transcript is spliced from 3 exons. The coding region runs from base 1 to 657 and encodes 218 amino acids. Lineage: Eukaryota; Metazoa; Chordata; Actinopteri; Siluriformes; Bagridae. The record is from RefSeq and is a predicted model, not a curated record.